AAUACUAAUGUUGUUGCUGUAUCGCUAAGUAACCUUGGGAUGCGUAUAUAAUAUUUAUUUAUCCUCACAUAAGAUUAAAGCACAAACCAAGUAAGUGUUAUUGCAGUUUUGUUUAAAACAAGAAACAAUUCUGAUUAGUAUUGCUUGAGAGAAAUUCUUAAAGUUGUCUAAAUUGGCAUUUUUUUCAUAUGUGCCUCUUUUGCUGUAGGCACAGUAAUUCAGAACGAGAUUUGAGUAGAAAUAUGGUUAUCACACUAUAUUCCGUAUCUGAUGGCCCACCAUCUUUAGCCGUACAACAGUGUUUGAAGUACUUGGAUCUAGAGUAUAAUCUAGUAAACGUUGAUUUUGGAUUAGGGGAACACAUGACAGAUGAUUUUGCUAAAAAAAACCCACAAAAGGAAAUCCCAGUGUUAGAUGAUAAUGGAUUUCAACUAGGAGAAAGUAACGCCAUUCUACAAUAUUUAGCAGACAAAUACCCCAAAGAUGAAACUCUGUACCCUAAAGAUCUUCAAGAAAGAGCACUAGUGAACCACCGUCUUUGUUUUAAUUUGUCAACAUAUUACAGAUAUAUUUCGGAAUAUGUUAUGGCUCCCAUAUUUUUUGACUAUCAAAGAACCCCACUGGGUUUGAGAAAGACUACAAUUGCUCUAGAUAAUUUUAAUACCUAUCUGAAAAGGACAAGGACAAAAUACGCGGCUACCAAUAACAUCACAAUUGCUGAUUUUCAACUGGUAACGGCAACAAUGUGCUUGGAGGCCAUCAACUUUGACAUUUCCGACUAUACGUUUGUUAAGACUUGGUACGCAAAUUACAAGGAAGAAUAUCCAGAAUUAUGGAAACUUGUGGAAGGUGGCAUGAAGGAAAUCAGCGCUUUUGAGAAAAACCCUCCCGAUUUAAGUCACAUGGUGCAUCCGAUUCAUCCAGUGAGAAAGCAAACCAAACUAUUGAACAGUGACCUGUAAUAGCAUACCGUAUGAUUGAAAAAACCGGCGUCAAGUUGGCUUGAAAAUUACGAUCGAUGACGUUACCCAUAUAAUUUUACAUAUAAAAUAACAGUGAUCUUCAAUAAUUAUUCAUAACCGUUCCUGACGCCGUUUUUUUUUUCGAUUAUCUUGUAUUAUAUUACAUUAUACCUUAUGAUAAUAGAAUGAGACAUGAAACCAUGAUAAGUGUUCAGGAAAGUGAUAUAAACAUACUCCAUUACCGUAUCUAGCAAAAUACCUGUCAACCACAAAGUCAUUGAAAUUAGCAAAUUUAUUUUUUAUUAUACUUUUAUAUUUGUUAUAAUAAUAUAGUUUAUAUAUAAAAAUUGUUUUAUAAUGAAAAAUAGAAAUAUACUUAUAUUCUAUUUC
Sitophilus oryzae (rice weevil) is the source of this 1352-nucleotide messenger RNA. RefSeq names its product glutathione S-transferase 1 (gene gfzf). The record is from RefSeq and is a predicted model, not a curated record. NCBI's taxonomy places the organism in Eukaryota, Metazoa, Arthropoda, Insecta, Coleoptera, Curculionidae. The transcript is spliced from 7 exons. Gene Ontology annotation, biological process: glutathione metabolic process. The coding region runs from base 189 to 962 and encodes 257 amino acids. Gene Ontology annotation, molecular function: glutathione transferase activity.